AUGCCCUCUGAUGACUUGACGUCUGUGACCACACCCGCAGACUUUGAGCCGCGUCGAUCGGCUCGCGUGCCAACGGCGAGAUUCCCAAAUCCUGGAUCCAUCAAGUUGGCUACAUCCAAUGACGCCGCCAGGUCUUCGGAGAAACAAUCACUGGAAGGCCCGAUUAUAACUUCAAGCGACAGCAUUGAGGCGAUUGCUAACCCCGAGUCUUCGACUGAUGUCCGGAAUUCACACCUUACCCCCAGAGCUCGUGCCAAACCUGCUGCAAGGUCUGGCAAAGUGAAGAAAGCUACCACAGCCAAUAAGCCUCCCAAGGCAAAGGAAACAACCCGGAACGCUGCUGUGAGAGAUGCUAUUAAUGAGGUCGCACAAGAGAGCAUGAAAUCCGAGGCUUCUGAUGAGCUUCCCCAUAAUCUCGGCAAAAUUCCAGGCACACUUCCAACAACCAAGAUUCCUGUGGGACCAUCUGACGGUACCAAUAAGGAAAAUCAAGAGCUCGCUGCCACAAUGUCCGACAAUACACUAGCCGAUCAUCAACCAGUUGACGCUGACGCGCCUUCUGCCCCUGUGAAGCAGGAAUCCGAGGACGCAAAAGAAGGCGCAGGUACUCCAAUCAAGAAGCCGCGUACAUCGUAUGGCUUGGUAGCUGGCAAGACGCCCUUCCCCACUUUCAAGCAACCAACUGUCGCGCAGUGUGAGGAGGUCAAUCGCCUGUUGAGUGCAGCUCAUGGUCAAGUGACUAAGCCCAAAACUGUUCCGGAGCCUUCACUCACUGUCACUGGUUGUGGUGAAGUACCUUCCGUCCUUGAUGCGCUUAUCCGCACGAUUCUCAGUGCAAAUACGACAGGCAAUAAUUCAAGACUUUCUUUUAAGGGACUUGUGGAUCGAUUCGGGAUUCUUUCUGAAGGCAUCGGCAAAGGCAGUGUGAAUUGGGACGCGGUUCGACAAGCUUCUUUAGAUGACAUAUACAAAGCCAUCGAAAGAGGUGGAAUGGGCAGAAUCAAGAGCAAGACUUUGAAAAAACUUCUCGAUCAGGUCUACCAAGAGAACCAGGAACGGAUGAAAGACUUGGAUACCAAGCAAAUGACGGCAGACGUGAAAGAGCCAAAUAUGUUGCCUGAUGAGAAAGAAGAGGAACAGAAAUAUCGACAUGCCUGUGCGGACCAACAUUUCCUUUCUUUGGACCACAUCCACAAACUCUCCACGCCGGAAGCCAUCACUGAACUCGUCAAGUAUCAUGGUAUUGGACCAAAGACAGCGGCAUGUGUAUGUCUCUUCUGUCUCCAGCGGCCGUGCUUUGCAGUUGAUACCCACAUAUUCCGCCUCACUAAGUGGCUUGGUUGGAUACCUCCAAAUGCUAACGAGGUCACCGCGUUCAGCCACUUGGAAGUUUGUAUCCCAAAUCAUCUGAAAUAUCCCCUCCACAAGCUCUUGAUCACCCAUGGAAAGACUUGCCCCCAAUGCCGAGCUGGUACUGGAGUGAACAGUGCCAACUGGCAUAAAGGCUGUGAGAUCGAGCAUCUGGUGAAGCGCACCGGGUCCCGCAAGGGCAGCACUGAUUCCCACAAAGAGUCAGCUGUCCUUUCGAAGGUUGGUAACAAGAGAAAGAGGUCUGCAGUCUCGCCAGGUGCUGCAAGGACCGACCGCGAGGCUUCUGUUUCCAUCUCCCAAGAAACUCGCCGAGAAAGAACCUUACUCGCAAUGCAUCGGCACAGUCUAAGAUCCUGA
Molecule: messenger RNA, 1728 nt
Organism: Penicillium maclennaniae
Lineage: Eukaryota; Fungi; Ascomycota; Eurotiomycetes; Eurotiales; Aspergillaceae
Product: endonuclease III domain-containing protein
Exons: 1
Coding region: 1-1728 (575 amino acids)
Biological process (GO): base-excision repair
Molecular function (GO): catalytic activity
Source: RefSeq, a predicted model, not a curated record